UUCAAUAGGAUUUUGUAAAGUUUUUGUAGUGUUUAGUGUUAAAAUAAGCCACUAAGAUGGCAGAUAAUGAACAGAAAGCUAUGCAAUUAAUGGCCGAGGCGGAGAAGAAGCUGAGUUCUUCGAAAACUUUCUUUGGAUCACUUUUCGGUGGUUCAUCGAAGGUCGAGGAGGCAGUGGAUUGCUACCUUCGGGCGGCGAACCUGUUCAAAAUGGCGAAGAAAUGGGCGCAAGCUGGCCAGGCGUUCUGCGCUGCUGCUAACCUCCACCUGAAGGCAGGCGUCCGUCACGAUGCAGCCACCAACUACGUCGACGCUUCAAAUUGUUACAAGAAGUGCGAUCCUAAUGAGGCGGUCUCCUGUCUUCUGAAAGCAAUUGAGAUCUACACCGACAUGGGAAGAUUCACUGUAGCUGCUAAACAGCAUCAGAACAUAGCGGAAUUGUACGAGACGGAGUGCGUGGACCUGUCGCGCGCGAUGCAGCACUAUGAGCAAGCAGCUGACUACUUCCGCGGCGAGGAGUCCACCUCGUCGGCCAACAAGUGCAUGCUCAAGCUGGCACAGUACGCUGCACAGUUGGAGCACUAUGACAAAGCUAUUCAGAUCUAUGAACAGAUCGCCAAAUCAUCCCUAGACAACAGCCUACUGAAGUAUAGCGCUAAGGAAUACAUGUUCCGUGCGGCGCUUUGCCAUCUCUGCGUUGACAUAUUGAACGCUCAACACGCCGUCGAGAAGUACUGCGGACUCUACCCAGCCUUCGCUGAUACUAGGGAGUGUAAACUGAUUAAGGAAUUGAUCGAGCACUUGGAGGAGCAGAAUGUGGACGCGUUCACCGAGGCAGUGAAGAACUACGACAGCAUAUCUCGACUGGAUCAGUGGUAUACAACGAUGCUUGUGCGCAUUAAGAAACAGAUCAACGACAACCCCGACCUGCGUUGAGUCAGUCGCACGUCUAUGCCCGCCGCACCCGUAUGCGUAGCGUGAGUGGCAAGCCUUAUUUCAUUUAUUACCAUACACAAAAAACUACCUUUAUUUUUCUCAUUGGCAAUUGUUUCGAUGUUAAAAAUCAGAAUCUUCCACUUUUCUAUAGACAGUUGAUUACCGUAAUAAGUGGUUUAUAACCAAUUUUGUUACCUAUAUCAUGUAAUACAGGAUCG
Spodoptera exigua (beet armyworm) is the source of this 1153-nucleotide messenger RNA. NCBI's taxonomy places the organism in Eukaryota, Metazoa, Arthropoda, Insecta, Lepidoptera, Noctuidae. The record is from the annotation of a GenBank genome assembly.